Molecule: messenger RNA, 1626 nt
Organism: Pocillopora verrucosa
Lineage: Eukaryota; Metazoa; Cnidaria; Anthozoa; Scleractinia; Pocilloporidae
Biological process (GO): microtubule-based movement
Cellular component (GO): cytoplasmic dynein complex; cytoplasm
Molecular function (GO): dynein intermediate chain binding
Source: RefSeq, a predicted model, not a curated record
GCGUGGAUGGCACGUAAUAAAUAAGCUUACAUUUUAUUCAGUUCAUUAACCUUCCACAAGAUUCAUGUGCUGCUGACAAACACGGACACACAUAACCACGUCCUGGCAGUGGAGCAACUUGAUACAUAUACAAGAGAAGUACACUAAUUGAAAACUGUUGUUCAUUGAUAAACUACAGCGCGGAAUACCAACAUGAAUCGCCAAAUUACGGUUAAAAUACCACUGAUGAAAAUUACUUCGUAUCACAGCAAAGAAACGAAUCCUUUCCAAGCUUCUAAUAACAACGUUCAAGUGUCUCCGGUGUUAGCUUUUGAUUCUGGCCCAGGAUUUGAGUCAAGACCGCUUCUUGAGCCCGACCUUCGGAAUCUACCGAAUGUAGACUCAACCGAACUAGACAGCUCUUUACGAGAUUUAUUGAUGGAAAAAAUGAAAUCUGGCAACGUUUUUACCGACGAUAACGAUGACACUAUUUCUGAAAUUUCAACGUGCAGCUCGGUAGUCGCUCUAGAGACUGUUGAUGAGAGUGAUUCAGCAAACACCACUUCAGCGCCGACAGGUAGCCGAACGACCUCGAGGGCGUCUUCGUUUAAUGCCGGAUCGACGUCGAAGACUAACGAAGGAACCAGUUAUCAUUCAUUAAGCGAAGCCGAAGAGGAAGAUGGUCGAAAAACAGCAAUGAAAAAGUCUAAGAAAAUAUCUGACUUGUUUCCGUUUAACGCUGCAAGUCUUGGCGGAAAUGGGGUCGCUGAUGAGAAUGAUGAGAUUCGACCCCCUGCGCCCUCUGAGAGAAGAAGAAAGCUCAGCAUCACUAGAAGAAUUUCUCCGCUAUCUUUGCAUGGAAUUUUCGCUGGGAAUCAAUCUACUGGUUCGAAUAAACAAGAUGUUACUAACGAGAAAGAAACAAAGAGGACUCGCAAAUUAUCUUUGACGAUAUUUCAUAAACCAACGAGUGAGAAGGAACGAAAGAGACGAAACACUGACCCACAACUUCCACCAAAUCAACAAGUGGCAACUACCAUUGAAAACGAAGAGAAGAGAAGAGUAGAAGAGGCAGCGAAUUUAGAGCGUAAAGAGUCACAAACCAAGCCUGUCCCUGAACAAGCCUUCUUCAAAGAGGAAGAUGUCAAAAUCCACGACCUCAUUAGGCACGUGCUGCGCGCGCAUCUUUUAUCAAUGAAAGAAUACAAGCGAGAGACUUGUGACCGAGUUUGUAAAAGCAUCUGUAGGAUUUUAAAAACGCUUGUAGAGUCCAUGAAGGAGACGGAAAAUGUUCAGUGCAAGGUUGUAUGCCAAGCGUACAUUGGAUCCGUGAGAGACGAGGGAAUGUUCGCCUCUGUCCAGGCCUUAUGGGAGACUGAUCGAGAUAACUUCGCUGCAGCGAGUUUUAGGAGUGAUUCUUUGUUUGGAUUUGCGUCUGUUAUAACAAACUCUCUAUACUGAUAUAUCAUAUAAAUGUUAAUCACCACACUAAUAUAUUCAUACGAUGAUGAAAUAACUUGCAUGUCAGAUUCUUCGGGUACGGAAAUGUAGGAGCUACGGUUUCCCGCCAUGGCGUGUCAUGUUUAUUUGUUUAGUUUUAGAUAUCAGUCUGGCUGAAAUUGGAUUAAAAAUAUUGAAGUGUUAUAA